CCGCGGAGCGCGGCCACGUGGACGGUUGUGCGUGGUGUGCGGCGGGACUGUGAGGUGCGGGGUACGAUGAGUGUGGGGUUCAUCGGCGCCGGGCAGCUCGCCUUCGCCCUGGCCAGGGGCUUCACGGCGGCAGGGGUCCUGGCCGCGCACAAAAUCACGGCGAGCUCCCCGGACACCGACCUGCCCACUGUCAGCGGGUUGCGGAAAAUCGGCGUGAAUUUCACAGUGAGAAAUAAGGACACGGUGAAGAGUAGCGAUGUCCUCUUCCUGGCCGUUAAGCCCCCCAUCAUACCCUUCAUCCUGGAGGAAGUGGGCCCCGACAUCGAGCCCCGGCACAUCGUGGUGUCCUGCGCGGCCGGGGUCACCAUCAGCUCCAUCGAGAAGAAACUCUCUACCUUCUGCCCCACACCAAAAGUGAUCAGGUGCAUGACCAACACCCCUGUGGUUGUCCGGGAAGGUGCUACAGUCUAUGCCACUGGGACACAUGCAGAUGUGGAGGAUGGGAAGCUUCUGGAACAGCUGAUGGCCAGUGUGGGCUUCUGCACCGAGGUGGAAGAGGACCUGAUAGAUGCUGUUACGGGGCUCAGUGGCAGUGGCCCUGCGUAUGCUUUCACAGCCCUGGAUGCUCUGGCAGAUGGAGGAGUGAAGAUGGGCCUUCCCCGCAGGCUGGCGGUUCGGCUGGGGGCACAGGCUUUGCUGGGAGCUGCCAAAAUGCUGCUGGAAUCUGAGCAGCAUCCUGGCCAGCUGAAGGACAAUGUCUGCUCCCCUGGGGGAGCCACCAUCCAUGCCCUGCACUUCCUGGAGAGCGGUGGCUUUCGCUCACUCCUAAUCAAUGCUGUGGAGGCUUCCUGCAUCCGGACAAGGGAGCUGCAGCAUCUGGCAGACCAAGAGGAGAUCUCCCCUGCAGCCAUAAAGAAGACUUUGUUGGAUAAGGUGAAGCAGGAGUCUCCUUCUCUGUCCGUGGCGUCUGCCAGCAAAGUCAGUCUGUUCACCAGUAAGAGCCCCAGCAGCAAGAAGAACUGACCAGGCUUCUGCAGUCCAUCUGUGCUGAGCAUCAGUCUCCUCCAUGCCCUUUUCUUUUUGUCUAAGGAAAAAUUGCUCACUCUGAAUGUUGAUGUCCCCUAGAUCUGGCUCUGGGCUUGCAGCAGCUGUGGGACAGUGUGACACUGUAGAAGAGGAUCUUUAACCUGUAGCAGAGUUAGUGCAAACUGCCCCUGGCAUUGCUGUUCUUUCUUGGGCAGGGCUGGUACCAUCACCAGAGCUUCAUCAAGGGCAUUGUUUGUCCAGAAGUCUUGGAUACUUCCAGGACUCAGGCAGUGUUUGUGGUGUCCCAUGCAGAAAUGGUUUCUACAAGGACUUUCAAGGGUUUAGAAUACCUUUUAGCCUGGAAGGUAUGAACUGGGCUUGGAUCCCUCUUUCCUCAUCUUGCAUCUGCUGUCAGAGCCUGUGUCUUGCUGGCUUUGAUAGCUAGAGCAGGUGCUGCCACACAAGCAUUACAGGCUGGGCCCUAAAGCACCUUUGAAGGGACCAAAGUGCCUCUGUCCCAUCUCCUGUCUGCCUUGAGUUUGAGACAGAUGGUGUGAACCUCUGGACCACACACUCCAUUCCUCGUUUCUGCUUUCCACCCCUUCUCUCUGUCUAGUUUGGGAAAAUGUGAACUGCUCUCACCAUCCCUCCUCUCCUGCUAGCCUGGCUUGGGUGGUUGGGCAGGUGGAGGGGUAGUGGGUGCUUCCUUUAACUCUGUCUCUGACACGUUUGUGCUCUCCAUGGGCAGAAUCUGCUCACACACACACAUGGAUAUUUUCAGUGUCACUGUGCUCCCUGGUGCUGUCCUGGCUUUUUGCUCCAGUAGCAGAGCUAAAGUCAAAGACAACCUCCUCCUCCAGAAGAGUCUUGAUGUAGGACAAGUGUUUUGGUAUCAGUGCAGAGGCUGCCUAAGGUCUUAGCAGUGUUAAAGCAUUUUUAGUGUUUGGCUUUCGGCUGUUAGCAGGGUCUGACCCUGUAGGCAUGACAGAUGGUUACUCACUCCUCUUGCGCUCUAUGUAAUAAACUGCUCUGAGGGAGCUGUGGCUAAUC
Calypte anna (Anna's hummingbird) is the source of this 2076-nucleotide messenger RNA. RefSeq names its product pyrroline-5-carboxylate reductase 1 (gene PYCR1). The transcript is spliced from 7 exons. NCBI's taxonomy places the organism in Eukaryota, Metazoa, Chordata, Aves, Apodiformes, Trochilidae. Gene Ontology annotation, biological process: L-proline biosynthetic process. The record is from RefSeq and is a predicted model, not a curated record. The coding region runs from base 67 to 1023 and encodes 318 amino acids. Gene Ontology annotation, molecular function: pyrroline-5-carboxylate reductase activity.